UUCUCUCUCUAGCACAUUAGCUUGCAGAAGAAGAAGAGACCCAUUUUAGUUGUUGCCCCUUAAUCAUCUCUUCUUCUACUUUCGAUCUGCGUAAAAUCUUUGAAUUUUAGAUCUGAACUAGUGAAGGAAGGAAGAGAUGGCGACAGUAAACAAUGCCCACCACCAAGAUAGCAAUCCAAACACCCCCGCCGCCGCCGCCGCGCUGCCGAAGCAGGCUCUCCCCACCGCUAAAACCGUCGACACCCAAUCUGUUUUGAAAAGGCUGCAAACGGAGCUGAUGGCCCUAAUGAUGGGUGGCGACGGUGGAAUCUCGGCUUUCCCCGAGGAAGACAACAUAUUCUGCUGGAAAGGAACAAUCCAUGGCAGCAAAGAUACAGUCUUUGAAGGCACUGAAUAUAAACUGUCACUCUCGUUUCCCACCGAUUAUCCUUUCAAGGCACCGAAGGUUAAAUUCGAGACUUCUUGCUUCCACCCAAAUGUCGAUGUUUACGGAAACAUAUGCUUGGACAUAUUACAGGAUAAGUGGUCGUCGGCCUAUGAUGUAAGGACCAUCUUGCUAUCGAUUCAGAGUUUGCUCGGAGAGCCAAACAUAAGUUCACCACUCAACACACAGGCGGCGGCCCUUUGGGCCAACCAAGAAGAGUAUAGGAAGACGGUGGAGAAAUUAUACAAGCCGAGUACUUAGAAACUGUCACUAGGAUUGGAGUUCACAGAGCUCUAUUAUUGUUUGGAAUUGAUUCUUUUUGGGAGUUGUAUUUUUUUCACUUCAUUCUUUUAAAUGUUGUUUUAAAGAGAGGAUAGUCGUCUUAUGUACGAUGUUGUGAGAGGAAAAAUAGCAUUUCUUUUAUGAUCAAGAAAAAGUUUUUGUUUACUACUCAAAGAUGAUUUGUGUGUCUGUAUGUCUUUUGUAAGAGGCGAGAACGGUCUUCCUCUAAUUCGUUUGUCAAAUAAAUAUGAAUGCAGCUGCAAUCUAUAUGCGGCAGGCUCGUUUACAAUUUA
Messenger RNA from Erythranthe guttata (spotted monkey flower), 999 nucleotides. RefSeq names its product ubiquitin-conjugating enzyme 20 (gene UBC20). Lineage: Eukaryota; Viridiplantae; Streptophyta; Magnoliopsida; Lamiales; Phrymaceae. The record is from RefSeq and is a predicted model, not a curated record.